Molecule: messenger RNA, 589 nt
Organism: Chelonus insularis
Lineage: Eukaryota; Metazoa; Arthropoda; Insecta; Hymenoptera; Braconidae
Product: ATPase inhibitor mai-2, mitochondrial-like
Exons: 3
Coding region: 143-454 (103 amino acids)
Biological process (GO): negative regulation of ATP-dependent activity
Cellular component (GO): mitochondrion
Molecular function (GO): ATPase inhibitor activity
Source: RefSeq, a predicted model, not a curated record
CAGGAUCGUUCGUGAGUUCUGUUAAACGUCGAAAUUCCGUAUUCUUGCGAAAUUCUUCACGAAUAUAAUUUUCAGAAAAUAUAACUAUCUAACACGAACAGUAUCAAACUUUUCUUACAGGAUUGAAAUUUUUUAAAUAAAAAUGCAACGUGCAUCAUUGAUUGGCAUUAGAAGAAUGGCUUCAUUAAGCCAAAUAAAAAUGACUGGUGAACGAGGAUCCGGUGCAGGAAAGGGAGGUGGUGGUGGUGGUGCUAUUCGUGAAGCUGGAGGAUCUUUUGGAAAAAUGGAAGCUGCUCAUGAAGAUCAAUAUUUUUAUAAUUUGCAAAAAGAACAAUUAAAUAAACUACGUGAUGGUCUUCACGAUGAAAUAUCAUUCCAUGAAGAACAAAUUAAACGUCAUCAGGAGGCUAUAAAUCGCCACAAGAAGAGGAUUAAUGAUAUGGAGAAAGAGUAGAUUUUUUAUUUAUCGUUUAUGAUGAAUCAAGCCUUGAUCUUGAAAUGAAAUAUUUUCACAGAGUGUUUUAAUUAUGUUUUUUUCUACUACGUCUUUAGUUUUGUGUAUUAAUAAAAUACUGAAAUUACAACAGUA